AUGCUCACGGAGAUUUCCCAGGCCCCGUUGAAACCUCAUCAGAGGAUAACACUCCUGAAACGUCAUUGUGUGCCUAAACUCAUGCAUGACCUGGUGCUGGGCUCCGUAUACCGACAGACACUGAAGCGCCUUGAUGUACAAAUCCGACAGGCAGUGAGGACCUGGUUACGCCUUCCUGCAGACACGCCGACGGCUUUUUUCUACGCGCGUCUAACGGACGGUGGCCUCGGACUACCUUGCCUCUCAACUACUAUUCCACUUCUGAAGCGAAAACGUCUGGACUCACAGCUGUCAUCUGCGGAGGUUGCAGUCAGAGUGGUCGCGGCAUUACCAGCAGCCGUGGCAACCCUUCAUCAAGCCUCUCGCCCUGUGCUCCUACACCAGACUGUUAUAAACUCGAAGGACGAUGCGCGGAAGAUGUGGAAGGACCAGCUACACCGCUCAGCGGAUGGCCGCCCACUUGCCCAUAUCGGGACCUCUGCCUGUGUUCACCACUGGCUAUCCUCUCCUGACCGAUUGUUCCCCUGGCUCUACUUGCGGGGCAUUCAGCUUCGUGCUGGUGUCUUGUCAACGAAAGCCCGAAGGAGUAGGAGAAAAGGGCUCCCUGAUACCCUCUGUCAUGGGCAAUGCGGCCAAGUUGAAACCCUCCCCCAUAUUCUGCAGUGCUGUCAAUUGACAAAGGAUGCGCGGAUCUGGCGUCACAAUAGCAUUAUGAAAUCUGCUGCCGCGAAGAUGAGGAGAAAUAAAUCCGAUGUGCUUCUGGAGCCUCAUGUCCCUGAAGGGUCCUCAUAUCGCAAGCCCGAUAUUGUUGUUUGUGAGAAGGGGGCCAUCCACGUCAUCGAUGUUGUAGUUGCCGGUGAGGGCUACAUGGACCGAGUGUACACGGGAAAAGUAAAUCGUUACUCUACCGAUGAAAUCGCCAACAAUCUUCGCGCAAUCUUCGGAAAGCCGAGCGAUUACCCGGUCCUGUACAAGCCGGCGAUAUUCUCAUCACGAGGCGGAAUUCUCAGGAGUUCGGAAAGGCACCUGAAAACCGUCGGAUUAACGGACUAUGAUAUCUCUGAUCUGUGCGUCUGUGCCAUACGGGGAUCCCUAAAGGCAUAUGAUGUCUACACACGUGGGGCCGGUGGCCGCCGAAGACAACCACCAACGGCGAUGCGGCAAUAG
Messenger RNA from Spirometra erinaceieuropaei, 1167 nucleotides. NCBI's taxonomy places the organism in Eukaryota, Metazoa, Platyhelminthes, Cestoda, Diphyllobothriidea, Diphyllobothriidae. The record is from the annotation of a GenBank genome assembly.